GCAUUGUUUCUGUUUUGUCUCUGCGGCUUCCGAGUUUAAUUCUGAAAGUAUUACAGGAAGUGACGUCGUUAUCCUUUACCCGUAUCUAUUUAUUCUUCUCCUCGCUGCAUUUCAUUCAGCCCAACUCAUACGUGUUUCCGAAAUAUGGACUGCUGCAUUGCAUCUGCACUGUGUUAUUUCAUAGCGCUUGUUUCACUCAUUCACUUGCUGUAUUUCUUCUUCGCGGAUGCAGACUUCACUCUGCUGCGGGCAUGCCUGUUAGGGCAGAGGCCAGAGACCAAGCUGAAGGGGCUGGUGGUGUGGGUCACCGGAGCCUCCAGUGGUAUUGGAGAAGAGCUGGCCUACCAGCUGGCGAAAUGUGGGUCGCGGCUCAUCCUAUCCGCUCGCCGCGAGGAUGAGCUACACAGAGUCAAACGUCAUUGUGUAGAGAACUCCGACCUUGAGGAUAAGGAUAUUCUUGUUCUUCCACUUGAUUUGUUGGCAAGGACAUCUCACGAGGAAAAAGCGAAAACCGCCAUUCAGUUCUUUGGACAUAUUGACAUCCUGAUAAACAACGGUGGCCGCAGCCAGCGCUCUCUGUGUUUGGAGACCGGUGUUGACGUGUACCAGGCCUUGAUGGAGCUCAACUUCCUGGGCACGGUCUCCCUAACGAAGCAGGUGCUGCCUCACAUGACGAGACGAGGCACCGGGAGCGUCGUGACUGUCAGCAGCGUCGUUGGCCUCGCUGGGGCGCCCCUGGCAACGGGAUACUCCGCCAGCAAACACGCUCUUCAGGGUUUCUUUAACUCCCUUCGAAGUGAGUUGACUGACUAUCCAAAAAUACUCAUUAGCACCGUGUGCCCUGGGCCGGUGCAGUCACAGAUCGUCCACAACGCGUUCACGGAGGAACUGAGCAAGCCCGUGGCCUCAGCUGGCAGCCAGGAACACAAGAUGCCAACGGCUCGCUGUGUGCGUUUAAUGCUGGUGGGAAUCGCCAACGGCGUCAAGGAAAUGUGGAUCGCUCAGCAGCCAUUCCUCCUGUUUUACUACGCCUGGCAGUAUGCCCCCACCUUUGCCUGGUACCUCACAAACGUGCUGGGCAGGAAAAGGGUACAGAAUUUCAAAGCGGGUCUGGAUGCAGACUCUGCAUACUUCACUAAACCAAAGACUGCCUGAAAGUAGCAACCUGAACAGCAUGCAGGUUUAUUGCAUUCCCAACGUUGGACCUUGAAUAAUUCUGCUUUAAAAAAAAAAAAAUAAAGUUUUGAAGACAUGACUUCUGUUAAAGCUCAACAUUCUCUUUUCAGUUCUCUACCAAUUGCAAAUGUAAUGUUAAUGUUUUACCCUUCAUAAUAAAUGUUCAGCUUCUGGUAAAUAACCUUUGAAAAUGUAUAACACAACUAUAUGAAAGAAUGACUUGCCAUAACUGACCUUUUGAAUACCUAAUAAAAUUUUGAAUCAAGUUUC
Molecule: messenger RNA, 1446 nt
Organism: Mugil cephalus (flathead mullet)
Lineage: Eukaryota; Metazoa; Chordata; Actinopteri; Mugiliformes; Mugilidae
Gene: dhrs7
Product: dehydrogenase/reductase (SDR family) member 7
Exons: 7
Coding region: 145-1155 (336 amino acids)
Molecular function (GO): oxidoreductase activity
Source: RefSeq, a predicted model, not a curated record